Messenger RNA from Colletotrichum orchidophilum, 2406 nucleotides. RefSeq names its product PHD-finger domain-containing protein. Gene Ontology annotation, biological process: regulation of DNA-templated transcription. Gene Ontology annotation, cellular component: RSF complex. The annotation marks the transcript as partial. Lineage: Eukaryota; Fungi; Ascomycota; Sordariomycetes; Glomerellales; Glomerellaceae. The transcript is spliced from 5 exons. The record is from RefSeq and is a predicted model, not a curated record.
ACAAGGGCUUCACCUCAUCGGCGCUACACUGCGCGACGACAUCGUAUCAAUGACGCGACAGUCCUGAGUGAUACCCGCGACAUCCCGAGCAAGCUUUCCGAACGGCAUCAGGCCCGAGUGUUUCACCCCAAGAUAUUUGCUGCAUCGAUCUCUCCUUCGACUUGCUUUGGCGCAUCGACGCAAGACGCCAGCAUUACCAUGGUGUCACCCCGUAAAAGGACACUGCACGAGGCUGAAAUUGGCUCGAAAGAAGAAUCCUCGUUGCUAUUUCGCUUACGGAAUCAAUGGCAAUUCGCAAAUCUCUGCCAGUGGAUCUAUCUCUUUGGCAAAGUGGUCAAGAUUGAUGACAACCUAGAUACUGAGGAUAUUGAGACCGAGUGCCUGAAGCCGAAUGCUCCCGUACUCCAGGAUAUCGGGCUCGCCCUGCUCAAGUUCAUUUCGUCUCACCGUGGUCUAACGCACCAGCUCUUUGACGAGUACACACGAAGACAAUACUUGGCGAGGGCACCUGAGAAGAACCCAUUUGGCACACAGGAAAUCGCAGCGAAAUUUACGGACUUCAAUGUCUUAACUAAGGUGCAAAUUCUCCAACAAAUGACACAAUGGAUCAUGGCUCGCCCCGAGCGUGUCAGGGAGAAGAUGGAGGAACAGAAGGACAUCGACCAGGCUAGCUGGCGGAUAGAGCCCAUCGGCUGGGAUAAAGAUGACCGCACGUAUUUCGUUCUCGAUGAUAACAGGGUUUACAGAAUGACCGAACCGCCAAACCCUCCCACCCCUAAGAAGAGGCCCAAAGCUGCCAAAUACGGAUCCCGCUCAAACAAGAGACGACGCGUCUCUGCACCAAAUGAAGCGGACCACGCGGACCAGUCUGCAAAUGAAUCGACCGAUGUUGUUGCUGACACAACCGAGGACAAUAGCCUAGGCAGCAUGAAAUGGGAAUGCCUUGCAGUCAGCUUGGAAGAUGUACAGGAGAUUAUUAAGUCUUUCCAUAAAACCAAGGACGACAACGAAAAGAUCCUGCGAAACCAAUUGCAAGAGCAUCUACUUCCUAUUCUGGAGAAGCAAGAGGUGUCGAGGAAGCGCAAAGAGCAGCAGCGAGAGCGGGAGCUAUCGAACCUGGCUAAAAUGGCAAAUGCGAAGCGCUCCAGCCGCAUCGCGAACAAGGCUGAGCAGCAGAAACAAGAGGAGAAGGCUCAGGAAAAUGCCAAGGUUUUGCAAGUUCGACGGGCUGCAGAAAAGAAACAAGAGCAGCAACAGCUCAAAAUCGAAAAAGAGCGGGACCUGAGACUGGAAUCCCGAGAAAACCGACUGAAGGAGCGGGAAGCUCGCCGCUUACAACAUGAACGCGAACUCUCACAACUGUCAGAGGACAACCGCAGUGGCUCGGGUCGUAUCUCGGAGCGACGGCUGCAAGCCGAGAUAGAGAAAAACAAGCGAGCACUUGAACAGCUUGAAGACGAGGAGGAGGACUGGAUAUUUGAUUGCAUCUGCGGUGUCUACGGCCAGGUCGACGACGGGACUCAUAGUGUGGCUUGCGAAAAAUGCAACGUCUGGCAACACAGCAAGUGUCUCGAUAUCAGCGAGACUGAAGCUGAGAAACCUGAAUUUCAUUUCAUCUGUCAGUCGUGCAAGCAGCGCGAGCAAGAAGCGGCUGCAAAACCGAAAACGACUAUAAAGCUCAAGAUUAAUCGCCCAGCCGAUGCAUCGUUCUCGCCUAUAAAACAACCGCCUCAGGAGAGCCACAGAUUAAACCCAUCAGGGCUGUCAGAGGGAAACAUCUCAGCCGUUUUGAUGACAGAUGAUGGCUCACGUAUAGGGCAUGGCGGGUCGAUUCUGCUGCGGAACGAAUCGGAACUUGAACGAGAGACAGGGGCACCAUCAGCGUCUGCAUUCCUGAGCGGCCACUCUCAAGCUCUUGGGACAAAUGGGGCCAAGGAAAGCAGCCCGGAGCCAAAAACACCCAACGCUGAGAACCAUGAAGCUGAUGACGGCAGAGCUCAUCGUGACCGUGUUUACAAGCCCUUGACGAACGGUAACGGCAGUGUCUCUGCAAGCCCACCACGAGCUAGGACGACGCCAGCUCCGCGGGACGUCUCAUCGCCCAGGCAUGGAGCCUCCAGUCUGAUGGCCACGCCCAUUAUUAGUCGCGAGCAUGGCAUCCCGGGUUCAGCACAUUCAUCUUUCACACUGCCCGCUCCCGAAGGCGGACUCUCUCCGACCAAGCAUUCUCCCCCCAUACCCCGUCCGCAACCCCCAAGCAUCAAAACGCCUGCCCUCCCUGCUGUUCUGCCGCCUGUAGCAACGCUUUCGCCAUCGCCACGUCAGCAGAUUUUGACGCCCCCAAUCAAGCCUGCGGAGCCGGUUCGACGGUCGCAACCUCCAGGUGCAAGUCCGAGUGCGCUUUGA